This is a messenger RNA of Malaya genurostris, 1217 nucleotides long. RefSeq names its product longitudinals lacking protein-like (gene lolal). The transcript has 4 exons. The record is from RefSeq and is a predicted model, not a curated record. Gene Ontology annotation, molecular function: protein binding. Bases 444 to 824 code for a protein of 126 amino acids. Gene Ontology annotation, biological process: regulation of transcription by RNA polymerase II. NCBI's taxonomy places the organism in Eukaryota, Metazoa, Arthropoda, Insecta, Diptera, Culicidae. Gene Ontology annotation, cellular component: nucleus.
AGAGACUUUCCUAAAACCAACAGAAAGGUGCUGCGUCCAACAAACGGGUGUUCGUAAGGUUGCAUUGAAAGAACGAUUGCUGUUUGCGAACCGAUGGAAAAGGUUAACUCAACGUGAGAGUUGAACUGAUCGUGAGAGUAGUAAAACCUUAAAAAAGCCCGUCCUUUCAAAACUCAAUUGGCGGUGUCGUGGAGAUUGUUUUGUCGACUUUCCAAAAGACUAUAUUUUCUCUAUCAUAAUUUCAUAGGGUGUCGUAUCCGUUUUCCCGUUUGUCGGACGACUCGACUAGUUAUGGAAUUUUUAUUUGUUUUUGGUUUUUCCUUAGUUUCCUUUUCUGAUAACUCUGUCAUCUCGGGUGCAGCGUAUUUUCAAGAGUGAAAUACCCUGGAGUUAAAGCGGGCGGAUUUUUGUGAUAGACUAAUUGUUUACAGCGAACGGCAGAAAUGGCAGAUCAACAGCAGUACUUCCUUAAGUGGAAUGACUUUCAAACUAAUAUGGUGACUUCAUUCCGGCAUCUUCGUAACGAAAAAAGCUUUACAGACGUAACACUGGCAUGCGAAGGACAGACUUGCAAAGCACACAAGAUGGUGCUAUCUGCGUGCAGCCCGUACUUCAAAUCAUUGCUAGAGGAAAACCCGUCGAAGCACCCGAUCAUCAUCCUGAAAGACGUCUCGUACAGUCAUCUGCAGGCGAUCCUGGAGUUCAUGUACGCUGGCGAGGUGAACGUGUCCCAGGAGCAGUUGCCUACGUUUUUGAAAACCGCUGAUAGACUGAAAGUGAAGGGCCUCGCAGAGACGCCAACGAAUAUCAAGCGAGAGGGUUAAUAAGCGCUGCACGUUGUUGGGCUUUCCUUAUCUGAAUUUCUUCUCCCAGACACGCUCGUUGAAUAGUUUCUAAUCAACUUUAUAUAUAUACACUCGUAAUACGAAUAUAUAGACCAGGAAUAAACGCAAGCCUAGACACACCCCUAAUCAAACUGCGGACGAAAGCAUGCUGCGGUAAGUAAAUUAGUAGUUUCCGUUGACAGACAACGAGCGGUUUGUGGAUGGAGAAGAAAGGUACUAUAAGGUUAAAUUUUAUAGAAUCGAUUACUAUCGGGGAAGUAACACAGCAUACAUACAUACAUACUAAACGAGAGAAAGAGAACGAGCGACCGUGCGUAUAGUAAGAAUAUUGAAGUUUAACAUUAAUUAUACAACAGCAAAAAAAAAACAAAA